Molecule: messenger RNA, 546 nt
Organism: Caenorhabditis remanei
Lineage: Eukaryota; Metazoa; Nematoda; Chromadorea; Rhabditida; Rhabditidae
Exons: 4
Coding region: 1-546 (181 amino acids)
Biological process (GO): response to odorant; olfactory behavior
Cellular component (GO): extrinsic component of plasma membrane; axon; neuronal cell body
Source: RefSeq, a predicted model, not a curated record
AUGUUAUUGGUUGACGACCACAUCAUCAGAAAACGAAGAAAGAUCCCAGAAACGACGAGUCGAGAACAGAAGAAGAAGGACGUCUUCUGGAUACAGUACGACAAACGACAGAUAUUUCUCAAGCUGUUGAUUGUGGUUGCACUGGCUCCACGAGGAGUCCAAGGAGCUGGAGGAGGUGGAGGUGGAGAACGGAUUUACGAUGAGAGCAAUUACCAGGGAAACUUGCCGUAUAAACACACGGCCCGAUGCUAUUCCUGUAUGUCCAAACUAUACGAAGCAGUAUGGCCUUCCCUAUCACAUAUUUACAAAAAGCCUAGGAAUUUCACAGAUGACUGCGAUGACGAGCGGAUUGCAGAGGGACGAGUACCUAUUGUGCAUUGUCCCACGAUAUGUGUUUCACUUUUUGAGCAACCCAACAUUGCUGGAGUUAGAAUAAAAGGAUACAUACGUGGUUGUAUGAGUGAUGUGCUGAUAAGUGGUUUCAAUCAGACUAUUGUGACAUGGUAUCGGUGGAUGCAUCGAGAUUCUUGUAGGCCUUAUAGGUAA